ACUUUAGAAAAAAUAAAAUUACAAAUUUAAAUGGUAUUCUACAAUUUACAAUGCUUUAGACAUUUUUACUUUUGUACAACAUGAGCACUUGAAAUUGGAUUAUGCCAUUACUGUUUUCUCUCUAAAAUUAAAAAGGAAAUUAAAAUGAAAUGAAAGAAGAUAAAAGAAAAGAGAAGGAAGACUCCCAUCAGCUAAUUGCCGCUGUUGUUCUGCUCUUCGUGCUCCGGCAAGGUGUUCGGCGUCUUCGUGCUCCGGCUACGUGUUCGGCGUCUUUCUCCGGCUAGUUCUUCGGCGUCUUCGUAAUCCGGCGAGGUCUUCCGGUGAGAAAUUUAUCCUCUCCGUCUUUCAAUUUUAAAUUCCCUCUUCUUUCUACUCCUUUUCUCUCUAAUUUCAUAUUUUCUCUAUGUCACGCUCAUUCAGUAACUCUUUUCCAGCAUUUUUUUUUUCAUGAAAUUGGAACGAUGAUGUUGUUUAAUCGAGUAUGUAGUCGAUUAAUGUUUCAAUUUUUAUGUUAAUUUUUUCGAAUUUAAUUGUUUUUUUGUGAGUUGCUGGAAAUGUUAAUUGGAAAAUUGAACUGAUUGAUUACAAAUUGAUAAUCCAAAAAUUGGCAGGCUAAUUGAUUUGUGAUUAUUUGGGAAAUGAAGGUUGAUGUAAAUUACUGACUAAUCGUCUAGAACUGUCACUGCUGCACUACUGCACUACUGCUUAGCUGCAGUAAUUGAACAAUUGAAAACACGAAGCAAUAAUUGAACUAUCCAUGGCCCAUUUGAAUAAUUGAACUUGCUAAUGUGAAAGUUUGACCUGGUCUUUGUAUUGAUGGUCACCAGAACUUGCUAUCUCUCUCCCGUUGUAUUUUUCUGCAUUAUCACUCUCUCACUUUCUCUCUCUACACCAUUUUCACCUCAACUUUCACACAAAAUGGAAAUUGCUGGAAUGGUCUUGUGUGCUGCUCAAACAUUGUUUGCAGCUCUGCAGUGUUCUGAGGUUAAACAGGUCUGCUCAAUCCUUGGAUGCAAAUCCCAACUUAAUGAUCUCAGUGGCACCGUCGUCAGAAUUAAAGCUGCACUCGAAGAUGCUGAGGCCAAGCAAGAGCUAUCCAAGCAAGACCGGUUGUUUAUCGAGGAACUCAAAGAUGCAGUUUAUGAUGCUGAUGAUCUCUUCGAUGAGUUUGUCACUCUUGCUGAACGAAAAAAGCUCAGUAAGGGUAUCAAGGUUCGUGUCCUUGCUUUAUUCGGCAAGUAUGGGACGGCUUAUAAGAUGGCUCAAGGGGUUAAGAUGAUCAAGAAAAAGUUGGAUGCUAUUGCCUCUGAUACUCGGUUCAACUUCAACAUUGAUCCUAAGCCUAUCAGGAAUAGAAGGCUUGAAUCAUGUUCUUAUGUGUAUGAAACUGAUAUCAUUGGAAGAGAGCCUGAUUUGGAGAAGAUCGUUGGUGUGCUGCUAGAUCCUAUUGUUCAGCAAAAUGUGUCUUUCCUCCCUAUUGUAGGGAUGGGUGGGUUAGGCAAAACUGCUCUUGCCCAACUCGUGUUUAACAAUGCUAGGGUCAAACAUGCAUUUCCGUUGAUGUUGUGGACUUGUGUCGCUGAUGAAAAUCAGGAUUCUCUUGAUGUAAAAGGGGUUCUUGGUAAGAUUCUAGCUUCGGCUAAUAAGGGUUGUAUGAAGAAUGAGGGCUAUACCAUGGAUGGGUUGCAAAGCCAACUCCGAGAACAACUUGCUGGUAAAAAAUACUUGCUUGUUUUGGAUGAUGUGUGGACUGAAAAUUCUGAACAAUGGCGUAUAUUGACAAAAUUUUUGAUGGGAGGUCAAAGGGGAAGUUGGAUUGUGGUAACUACACGUUCAAAGAAGACAGCAGGAAUCGUAGGAGACGGUCCAAGGCACGAGCUGCAAGGUUUGUCCAAGGAUAAUUCAUGGUGUUUAUUUAAAAGGGUAGCAUUUGGAUCCCAACACGCAAACCCUCCUGAAGACUUGGUUGAACUUGGUCAAUAUAUUGUUGCGAGAUGUGCUGAUGUCCCUCUUGCAAUUAGAGUGGUGGGAAGUCUUCUUUAUGAACAAGAAAAACAUAAGUGGCUUUCAGUUCAGAAGUUGGGAUUAGCAAAAGUUAAAGGAAGCCAAGAUGGCAUCAUUCCUAUAUUGAAGCUUAGUUAUUAUCAGCUUGACUCCCCACUAAAGUGUUGUUUUGUGUAUUGUGCGAUCUUCCCUAAAGACUUUCGCAUUUGGAAGAUGAAAUUGAUUCAACUCUGGAUAGCACAAGGCUACAUUCAGCUAGACGGUUGUCAUUUAAAUAUGGAAGAUGCCGCUGAGGAAUUUUUUUCAAUCCUGUUGCAGAGGUGUUUUUUCCAAGACGUGGUGAACGAUGAAUAUGGUGAUAUUGUAUCAUUUAAGAUACAUGAUUUGAUUCACGAUCUUGCUCAAGAAGUGGCAGGAAAAGAGAUUUGCAGAGUGAAUACCGUAAAUGGAGAUGUGGAUAAAAAAAAUCGCCAUCUAUCUGUUUUUAACACUGGGUCUUCAAGUUUAUCUUUUACUAAGACCCACAUACGUUCAUUUCUUUCUUUUGAUUACAAGAUGGACGUGUCUUGUGUUGGUGCGUUACUGGCUAAUUGGAAGUAUCUGAGGGCUUUGAACUUAAAAUCUUUUCAAAUAAAGAGUUUGCCGGGCUCAAUAGGUGAAUUGAUACAUUUAAGAUAUCUAGACCUCUCGUACAACGAGGAACUAGAAGUUCUCCCUGGACCAAUUACCAAACUGCAUAAUCUUCAGACUUUAAAUUUAUACUGGUGUUCAAAAUUGAAAGAGUUGCCGAAAGAUUUGAGCAAACUAGUUAAACUGAGGGUCUUGGAUUUAAGGAAGUGUUGUACGCUGAGUUGUAUGCCAAGGGGCAUGGGUAAGUUGACUUGCCUUCACACGCUUAAUAUGUUUGUGGUGGGAGAUACAAGAUCGAACAAGGAGUUGUUUUCUGGGCUAGAAGACCUGAAAGCUCUUAGGAACUUGAGUGGUUAUCUUGAAAUCAACAUACCCUUCAUGAACACGGGUGCAAAUGCUGGCAAGAAAAAUGGUGGUAGAGAGGGAGACUGCUUGGGGAACAAGAUACAUCUGAAAGAUAUUCACCUUAAGUUCAGCGGUAAGGGAAGAGCGGAGUAUGAUGAAGCGGUAAUGGGAGAGUUGCAGCCACACCCUAAUCUCGAGAGGUUUCGGGUGUAUUGUUAUCGGGGUGUGAGAAUGUCAGGCUGGCCAAUGGAAGAUAACCUGGCAACCUUUCUCCCUAAUCUUGUUCAUAUGGUAUUUUGGUGUUGUCCACUUUUGCAGUAUUCAGGACAGUUACGGCUUCCUCUGUUAAAAACAUUAUCGGUGAGGGAUUGCCCAAACCUAAUAGCUAUUAUGCAGUGUCCUGCAUUGGAAGACCUAACUUUACUUGAUUUCAAUAAAAGAUUGGAAGUAAUUCCAACGAGAAGGAUAAGGAGUAAAGAAUUUGAGGAGGCAACUCCUAGUGGUAUUCGCGCAUCCUCUUCUUCAUAUUCUUAUGAUGUUGGUCUAAAGGUUAGAAUAGACAACAUGGGAUGGCUUAAUUCUCUGCCGAUGAACUCUUUUCUGGGUCUUGCGACGCUGGUCAUAAGUAGGGACAGGGAGGUGGAGAGUAUGGGAGGAGCUAGGGAGGUCUUCCGUAGCUGCUCGUCUUCCCUGAUAUCCUUAAAAUUUGAAGGCUGCUCCAAAUUGAAGAGUGUUGUGUUUGGAGGAUUAGAGCAUCUCACUGCGUUAGAGAAGUUGAAAAUUACAAAAUGUUCCAACCUGAGUCUAUUAGAAGAAGUAGAGAGAGAGGAUGGCAUGCCAUGGAAACCCUUUCAUCACCCUCUCCGCUCCUUGUACUUGGUCUCCCUCCCUCAGCUAGUACAACUUCCCAAUUGGAUACAAUACUUGACUUCCCUCGAAACCCUUCAGAUUUGGGAUUGCAAAGGACUAGAAUCCGUGCCGAAUUGGAUGUCCAAACUCACCUCCCUCAAGGUACUUCAACUCGGGUGCUGCUCAGAACGUCUUAUUGAAAGAUGCCAACAAUCCAUUGGUGAGAACUGGCCCCACAUUCAACACAUACCUGAAAUUGAAAUCUACAACCAUUAAUCAGGUAGAUCAACAUUGGUGUGUAACGGUAUUCGAAAAGCUAUCAAGUCAGAUGCAGGAUCACCACUUGACCCAACAUUUGCCACAGAAUAGAGAUAUGAACGAGAAAGAAGAUGUUUAUAGCUUCGGAAUACUUGUAUUGGAGAUUUUUUCAUGAAGGAAGCCCGUCAAUUAUGAUAAAGCUCAAGGAGAGGUGAGAUCAAGUGGCUAAAACUCAAGAAAUUUCCUAGUCUAAUUAUUACUAGCAUUGUUAAACUAUGUUCUAUUCAACUUAAUGUGUUUUAGGAACUAUUGAUAUGUUUUAGUAUUAGCAACAUUCUAGUAAGAUCCACAUCUCUUAGAUUGUUGAUCUUGUUGUUCACAAAUCAGUGAUAUGCAACCAUUUGUUUGAGAUA
Messenger RNA from Spinacia oleracea (spinach), 4499 nucleotides. RefSeq names its product putative disease resistance protein RGA1. Gene Ontology annotation, molecular function: ADP binding. The record is from RefSeq and is a predicted model, not a curated record. Bases 817 to 4104 code for a protein of 1095 amino acids. Lineage: Eukaryota; Viridiplantae; Streptophyta; Magnoliopsida; Caryophyllales; Amaranthaceae. The transcript is spliced from 3 exons.